This is a messenger RNA of Sinocyclocheilus anshuiensis, 869 nucleotides long. Its product is annotated as neuron-specific protein family member 2-like. Lineage: Eukaryota; Metazoa; Chordata; Actinopteri; Cypriniformes; Cyprinidae. The transcript is spliced from 5 exons. The record is from RefSeq and is a predicted model, not a curated record. The coding region runs from base 144 to 695 and encodes 183 amino acids. Gene Ontology annotation, molecular function: clathrin light chain binding. Gene Ontology annotation, biological process: clathrin coat assembly; endosomal transport. Gene Ontology annotation, cellular component: membrane; endosome.
CGCACGCACACACACACACAUACAGCAUCUCCAUCUCGACUCUUCACCUGCCCUCAUCAAUACAAGCCGAAUUGAAACUGUCUUUGAACCCGUUUAAAGCGUGAAAGUCGACCGCGUUUGGCUGGUGAAAUAAUCUUUUAAAGAUGGUUAAACUGGGGAGUAAUCUACAAGAAAAAGGAGCAAAAGCUGUUAGCGUUGAGGACGGCUUUCAGAACGUCCCCCUCAUCACGCCCUUGGAUGUUACUAAUCUUCAGUACCAAGCACUAGACAAGGUGGUGGUGAAGACACGAACCGAGUAUCAGACGGAACAGAAGAAUAAGGCCAAGCUGAAGGUUCCCAAGGUGGAGGAGUUCACCAUCAGUGUGACUGAUGGAGUUUCUGAAAGGCUGAAGGUGACCAUCCUCAUCAUACUGGCCUUGGCCUUUCUGGCCUGCAUAGUGUUUCUGGUGGUGUACAAAGCGUUUACCUAUGACCACACCUGCCCUGAUGGCUUUGUGUAUAAGCACAAGCGCUGCAUCCCUGCCUCACUGGAGGCCUACUACACCGCCCAGGAUGCCAACAGCCGCGGCCGCUUUUACACCGUCAUCAGCCACUACAGCAUGGCCAAGCAGACCACCUCCCGCUCUGUUUCUCCAUGGCUUCCCGCUGGAAGUGCCCAACAUGAUGUCAAGCCUCCCAACACAGACAGCCAAUGAGAUUUUCCACGCUGCUUUUUAAAGAUUUGUCAUCACGUCCACCUGCAUCACGCAAUUCCCUAAUCCCCCAAUAUUUCCACCGGCUCAUUUGUUUCUUUUAUGUCCAUUGUUUAAUUUUUUAGCUGCGUAGUUUUAAUCUUAUAUUAAUUUUUGAUUAUUAUUUAUUAAUAUUUA